CUAAUUACAAAAAAAAAUAUUUUAAAGGUACUCUGUGUACACACUUCCAGGUGAAAUACAUGCAUGUUAAAGGGUCCUAAAAGACAAGGCAGAGGAAUUCCAUGAUGCAGAUUGAUUUUAUGGAUCAUGUGUCAGAGUAACUAACUAACCCACUGUGUCAGGAGGUUGAGUGAGAGCAGUGGGAGCUACUGCAGCUCCUGUGCACUGAGCAGCCUGCAGCCCUGCAGCCUGGAGAGGUGCAAUGUUGCCAAUGGAUGCAGGAUGUUUCCAGGUAAAAAGCCCUAAAUGUUUUUUCAGCUGAUGUGUAUUCGGGGAGGAGAGUCCAUUAAGAGUGCACAAACGUGUUGGGUGGAUGCCGCGUUCACGCAUUCACACCCGCAGCCCCAUCAGCGCGCGCGCACAACAAAGUGGACGGAGGUCACCCCGGUGCCAGCCGCUGCUUAUCCUCGCACUUCCGGUGCGCUUUGAUCAGCCGAGCGCAUUCAGGACUAUAUAUACAACCUCACCGCACUAUCACACACACUCACACACACUCACAUCAGAACACGGAUACAAGCAGAAGGACAUGGCGACUCUACACGGCCAGCUCAUGAGCACGGAAUACCCACAACACCCCGCGUUUCCAGCCAGCACCCUGAGCAGGAGCAGCAGCAUGCAGCCUGCAGACUACAGCGUGUACGAGAGAGCGGCUUUGGUGAAGAACAGCAGGCCCGUGAUGGACAGCGCGGCUCUUCUGACACACCGCAGGAAGAGAACCAACUUCACCCAGCAGCAGAUCGAGGUGCUGGAGAAAGUCUAUUCGGACACCAAGUACCCGGAUAUUUACCUGCGGGAGAGACUGGAAGCGCUGACUGGCUUACCUGAAUCUAGGAUCCAGGUAUGGUUUCAGAACCGACGUGCCAAAUCACGACGUCAGGUCGGAGCUCCAGUUCCCGUGAAGCCCAAAGCAAGCAUUCCCAUCAUCCCAAACAGACCUCCGGCUUCUUACCCCCUUCAACACGAGCAGCUGGGGCAGGAGCUGAGGGGCAACUUCACUCAACCAGGCCAGGAGCUGAGAGGCAUCUUUCCUCAACCACACCGAGGUUACGACUCCCACUCCAUGUCCUGCUUGUUCAGUCAGGCUAGCGAUGACCGGAUCAGAGUGGAUCAGGUGAAGAGAGACGACCUGCGCGACCUCCAUCAGUACCACAGGGCAAACGGACACAUUUCAGCUCAGAGCAAGCCCGAGCCCUCAGUGAAGCCCAUGUUAGUGGACUAUGACAAUUUCCCUCCUAACAGAACCAUCGGCCCUGACAUGAGAGUGGUCAUCCCUCCAGUCCCGACGCAGGUGAACUUCAUCCCAAACCGGUCUCCACCGACGCAGAUUGCCUGUCCUCUGCAGCACACGCAAGUCAGAGUGCCACACGACAGCGUGGGUCAUUUUUCACCGAUCGGCAGCAGCGACGCGGGAGAUUUUUCCGAUUCUGACUCCGACUGGGAGAAAGAAGCCCUGGCUGGAUUUAAUGCUUUCAUAUAAUUAGUUUGUUCCUCUUUCAGCCAAUG
Pangasianodon hypophthalmus (striped catfish) is the source of this 1542-nucleotide messenger RNA. RefSeq names its product Mix paired-like homeobox (gene mixl1). Gene Ontology annotation, molecular function: DNA-binding transcription activator activity, RNA polymerase II-specific; RNA polymerase II cis-regulatory region sequence-specific DNA binding. The coding region runs from base 353 to 1516 and encodes 387 amino acids. The record is from RefSeq and is a predicted model, not a curated record. Lineage: Eukaryota; Metazoa; Chordata; Actinopteri; Siluriformes; Pangasiidae. The transcript is spliced from 3 exons. Gene Ontology annotation, biological process: hematopoietic progenitor cell differentiation; regulation of transcription by RNA polymerase II; endoderm development.